AUGAAGUUACCUAUAGUAUGUGAUCCACUAUAUAAUAGGUAUGUGACACAUUUAAUGUCUAAACAUCUAAAAAUAUAUAAUAUCAAUUUAUGCUUAAUUUUUAAUAAGAAACAGUUUUAAUAUCAGGUUAAUAUCGUGAAAUAUUUGACAUAAUGUUGCAAUAGAAUGUAACAAGUGAAAAGGAACAAUUAAAUCCGAAUUGGUGAAUUGUACGACAUAAAUGUUAUUUUUAACGGACUGAGGAAUAUAAAAAAUACCGGAGAAAAAUAUUUUGCAAUAUUAAAAUGUUUUAAUUAUUUUAUCCAGGUAUUUAGUCAUAAAGGUACUUUUAUUAAAACACUCAUAAAAAUAUGUGUGCAUAUUACGUUUCGCUUUUUCACUAAAUUUACGUGGAAGAACAUGUAUUUUAAAUAAAAUUUGGUAUAUUUGAUAUUUAUAUUUUUAUUUUAAUAUUAAACUGAAUUGGAAACUGAAUUUAGUGGUUUAUGAAUGUUUAAAUUAAUUUUCAUCUAAACACUAGAAUAUUCACACUGUGUAAAGCGUUUGAAAAAUAAACAGGAACUAAUGGUAUAUUUAUGUCGGCGAUAAUGUACGUACAUUUGGCAAAAUGAUAAGAAGGAAACAUUGUUUCGUAUAAUUUGCUCAAGAUUACUCAGAAUUUUAUGAUAUAUUUUAUCUCGCGAUAGGAUAAAACAUUCGUUGUUGUCUUUAAUUAACUGUCCUCGAGAGUUUUACUUUUGUAAUUAAAAUUACCUUCAUAAAUUUAAUAAACAAAGUGGUCUCUGGAACGUAGUGGUACUGCAGUCCCUCUAAACUUGUACUAUUGAAAGUUGCGCAUUAUCUUUUGAUUUAAUGAAGAAUCGUUGAUGUUACGUUCCUGACUGUCACGUUCUUUUUGUGUUAGUAGUACAGAUAGACUGUAGUUACAACAGGUCUGCAGCUUCUACGUUUAGGUAAUUUAUCGCAAUAAUUGCGUAAAAUGUAUUUAAACAUCGCCAGAGGAGUUAUCAAAUUAAUUACUUGCGCAGAACUCGUUAGUUCUGAAGCUUUCGUAGUAAGAAAAUGCAGACUCCCUCGCGGAAAAAUGCUCGCGUAUACUUUGUCCUGAAAUAUCAGUAUUGAAAUUACAAAAAUCAAUACCCAUUUCAUUUCUGCUCGGCACAAAGCUUAUAGAUAGACAUUUUGCUUGCUAUGCGUGUAUAACAUAUUGGUUUCCAGGUAAUUGAAUUAAAAUAUGUACUGGUUCAAAUCAAAAUUGUAUUAGUUCGGAAAGUAAUCGUUGUAAUCAAUAUUAAUUGAAGUAACUUUAUUCGCAAUUUUUCAGCUGCUUUUUGCUAUUAAUUCGUAUGAAAAAAGCAGCUGUAUCGUUACUGGUAAAAUCAUUGCAGCGCACUCACUGUACAGUAUCUUUUUAAACGAUGAGAAGGUCAUGUAAGGUAUUGUACUACUUAGACGUCUGACGAAAGUUGUCCUUAUCUACUGCGGUUGGAUGCACCCGAUAUAAAUACCGCGGACAUUACGUUUAUGAUUAAGUAAAAUUUUGUUACGUUACUGUAUCACUUCUAAACAAAAUUAUUGCACGUUUUUUAAUAAAAUUGAAUUGCUAUUGAAAAUAUCACGUGCAAACGAAAAAUUCACCUUAAAUUUAAUUCUGCAACGGUUUAAAGCAAAUAUCGCGACAAUAUCGCGUAUGUACCGUUGAAUUGCCCUGUAGAAGACACGGAUAUCGCUUUAUUUUCGAGAUUGAAUCGAAUUUAGAGGAUAGAUAAUUGUAACGAAUCUAAUUGGUUUCAACACUCCCUCCCGUUUUUCGAUCGCAAUUCGGUCGGUAAGGUCACGGUCGUAAUGCUCGCCGACAUCGUGCGUUGCUAUAAGUGCACUUGGCCGGGCGUGUGUGCACGAUCUGGCGCGUGCGUAAACACAGAAGAGAACAAACUUUCGAGGCGGCUACAGGGGGUGAGUUACCCCACCGUUGCCGCUGCUGGCCGACAAGCGCGCCGAGCGAUCCUCCACCAGCACGUGCAGUCAACUUUAAACGCACAUACACACGUUCGCCGCGAUGUCCUCAGUUUGAGCCAUUGAAACACAUUACUUUUUGCUCGCGUUCCGCGCUUCACGCAGCGGGAAGCUCGGAUACUUUCCUUCGAGUGUUCGUAAAUUUCAAAACUGCGAUGAUGACAAAAGUAAGUCAAUGUUUGAAAUGAAGUGACUUGAGAGACUGUUUGAAAAUAAGUUUCGAGCUUUGCAAUGAGAAUCGUCACUCUGUUGGACAAUUUCGUUCAGAAUAUUCAAUUCGUUCCGGACAAGUGUAUAGAACGAGAGUUUCAAAGUGCGAGAGAAGCUUUUGUUUUUUAUUCGAUUUCAGUUCAAAAUUCCGUAUUAUUUCUCAUCUUUGUAAAUGUUUUUUUCUUUUCUUAUUCAAUUUUAUUAUCUCGUUUAUUAUGUAAGAGAUGAAAGAAACAAUAGGGUUGCCCUACGUAGUGUUGAAACAUUUAAAUUUGAUACGACUACUCGGAGGAGUUUAAUAUUCAUUCUGUCACGCUGUCGACAUUUACCGUUUGAGAAUUAUAAUAACAAAGAAUGCAGACAUCUGUAUACGGAUAGUUUGAGCACGAUCACGGGUGUAAACGUUGAUACAGAGACGUUGAUGCAGAGUGUAGCGUCGCGGCGCGCGUCAUCUUCUAUCUCGCUCGGCUCCAGUUCGUCCCUCUUUGUCUCGGAAAAGUUUCCGGUGAUGAGCUUUGUUGGCCGUUUCCCCUGCAGGACGGAAAAGUUAAAUGCGAAAGUUUUAUCCGAUAUCCAGUUCCACGACGCUGCUGGAAAAAGGGAUCUACGCACACCGUCACGUCGAGAUUUGGAUACCGUUGAUAAUUAUAACAAUGGCGUCAAAGAAGACGAGGCAAAACCAUUCUAUACAGCACUUGCUAGAGCUGCCAAGCAACAGAGAGACAAAAUUGCCGUUAUAUUCUGUGAAGGAGUCGAUCCAAACGCCACUCAUUCCAACCCCUCGACAGGUCCCGGUAACUGUGCUGCAUCCCUCGCCGAAAAAGGUAAGUGAAGCAUGAAUAAGUCAUCAAAAAUCUUUUGUUGUCAUUCAAUUUUCAGGAACAUAAAGAUCAAUUAUCGUCUUCUUUCUUUUCGUUGCCGUUGCGUUAACAAUUCUUUGAAGGACCGCGGUAUUAUUAUUAAAAUUGAACGUUAGUUAAAAAUUCACUUACAAUCCUGUUUCGAUGAGACAUAAUUAAAUAUAAAAUUAAUUACGUCUAUCAUUUAAGUACUAAGAAGUAGCGGGUUAUUUUCAUAAUCUUUCUGUCAACAGCAUUUUCACGGUAUAAACGUUCUUCUUUAUGAAACCGGUGAUUAAAAUUCUACAAGUCAUUUGUGCAGUAAUUGUUUCGUAAAAGAAUAAGUAACGAAGUUUCAAAGUUUAAUGACAAAGACAUGGAUCUCGUCGUUUGAAGAUACUUUUGAAAUUUUUCUGAUUGAUCGUUUAUAUGAUUGCCUGUUUAACAUAAAGUUACUUCCCUACUAACUUUUUCAAACUAUUUAAUUAAAAGUGACAUUUUUUGUGUAAUUUCUCGAAAUUUUGUCUUCCUUUUCGAGAAGUGUAAAGUUUAAUAAAAUCUGCUUUCUCAUUUGCGAAUAUUAUAUUUGUUGAAAUUAGAUAUUUAAAGUUAAAGCUAAAUUAUAA
Heterotrigona itama is the source of this 3691-nucleotide messenger RNA. Lineage: Eukaryota; Metazoa; Arthropoda; Insecta; Hymenoptera; Apidae. The record is from the annotation of a GenBank genome assembly.